GUUUUAAAGAGUAACGAUGUUAACAAUGUAACAGGAAUGGUGACAAAAUUAACUAUGUAAUAGAAAUAGUGACUGUAUUAACGAGAAAGUAGAAAUAGUAACAAUGCCCACUUUUCCUUCGAACAACUCCGUUUUACAAACGCUCGUUCUGAGCCAGCCAAUCCUAGGAAACAAACUCCUAUAGCUUGCCCCUUCACCCCAGCGAAGCUGUCAUUCACAGGUGAAAAAGAGACGGUUACAGGUGGACCAGUCGCGUCCACCAAAUCACCAGCCCUGAGAGGUACAACUGGGCUUGGGUGCCAGCUCACGCUCUUCGGCCCCGCGCCCCUCGAAGCUGCCCCUGACCCAGCCUGCAAUGCGAGUUAACGCUGCGAAGCUGGGCUGGGGGACCGCAGGGCACAAGGGCACCGGCGCAUUUCUUCAAAAGUGGGCGCCUGGCCCUUUGAGGUGUGGGGGGCCGACGACAGCCCUCGCUCCUCCCCAGAAGUCUGCAGCGGCCGGCACCCCCAUCCCCACGCCCAGCCCCCGCCCACGGAGCAGCGCCGGGCGCGGCGGUGACUCACAGCCCAAGACUCUGGGCUGGGGCAGGUGCGCCCGGCGCAAGGUGCAGCUCCGCCCCGCUCCCCGCUCCCUAGGACCCUCGGACUGCGCUCGCCCGCUCCCACUGCCAUGGAGUUUGACCUGGCGGCAGCUCUGGAUCCCCAUCCCAAGAAGCCCCAGGGGGCCGGAGGCCCGGGCGCCCCCAAGCAUGGAUCCCCCAAAGCUCAGGUUAGUCACUGGAAAGUGGAGGGCAGAGGGGUGGGGUUGCGCUUCGUGGGGGCGGCGAAGCGCCCGGCCUCACUAUCUCCGUCCAACCAGCGAGGCCACGGCCACAGCAGCUCCGACUCCAGCAGCAGCUCCAGCGACUCGGAGACGGACAAGAAGGCUGCCGCCGGCUCGCAGCACGCCCAGAAGCCCAAAGUGAAAAAGAAGAAGGAGAAGAAGGAGAAAAAGGAAAAGCGGGCCCCCCACUGACCGGGUUCGGGCGGGGCUCAUUAAAUAAACCCUCGCCUCCGCCCUCCCU
Molecule: messenger RNA, 1063 nt
Organism: Sorex araneus (European shrew)
Lineage: Eukaryota; Metazoa; Chordata; Mammalia; Eulipotyphla; Soricidae
Gene: C8H19orf33
Product: chromosome 8 C19orf33 homolog
Exons: 3
Coding region: 670-1014 (114 amino acids)
Cellular component (GO): nucleus
Source: RefSeq, a predicted model, not a curated record